This is a messenger RNA of Ricinus communis (castor bean), 1116 nucleotides long. RefSeq names its product probable aquaporin TIP3-2. Lineage: Eukaryota; Viridiplantae; Streptophyta; Magnoliopsida; Malpighiales; Euphorbiaceae. The coding region runs from base 196 to 963 and encodes 255 amino acids. The transcript has 3 exons. Gene Ontology annotation, molecular function: water channel activity. Gene Ontology annotation, biological process: water transport; transmembrane transport. The record is from RefSeq and is a predicted model, not a curated record. Gene Ontology annotation, cellular component: membrane.
ACUUAAAACCCAUAUCUGCCUUACCUUCCUGUAUCUUUUCUCCUUUACCUAAGAGAAACCUUUUACUAUAUAUAACUUAAAUUUCUCAAGUUUGUUUUUGGCGACAGGGUCUCUUAGAAGUUAAAGUUUGCCGACAGAUAAAAGAAGAAGAAGAAGAAAAAACAAAGUGCGUAGCUUGCUAGCUCAUCAGACACCAUGCCUCGAAGAUAUGCAUUUGGGAGGGCGGAAGAGGCCACCCACCCCGACUCCAUCAGGGCCACAUUAGCUGAAUUCGUCUCCACUCUUAUCUUCGUUUUCGCUGGUGAAGGCUCUGUGCUUGCUCUAGACAAAUUAUAUAGGGAAACAGGACCGCCGGCCUCAGGACUGGUGAUGGUAGCGCUUGCACAUGGAUUGGCACUGUUUUCUGCAGUAUCAGCUAGCAUCAACAUAUCAGGUGGGCAUCUGAAUCCAGCAGUUACCUUCGGGGCUCUGGUCGGAGGAAGGAUCUCGGUGGUUCUUGCUUUCUACUAUUGGAUUGCUCAGCUGCUUGGUGCUAUUGUCGCUUCUCUGUUGUUGAGGCUUGUAACAAAUGGCAUGAGACCAGUAGGAUUCCAUGUGACAUCAGGGGUUGGAGAAGUGCAUGGGCUUAUAAUGGAGAUGGUAAUGACAUUUGGACUGGUAUACACAGUGUACGCAACAGCCAUUGAUCCUAAGAGAGGAAGCUUGGGCAUCAUUGCCCCACUAGCCAUCGGGUUCAUAGUUGGGGCAAACAUAUUAGUGGGCGGUCCCUUUGACGGAGCAUCGAUGAAUCCAGCAAGAGCAUUUGGACCAGCACUAGUUGGGUGGAGAUGGAACAACCACUGGAUAUACUGGCUCGGCCCUUUCGUUGGAGGGGGGCUGGCUGCCCUGAUAUAUGAGUACAUGGUCAUCCCGACUGAGCCACCGCAUCAUACUCAUCAGCCUUUGGCCCCUGAAGACUACUAGACUUCUGUUAGCCAAUUUUUAUGUUUUCCUUCUGUGCAUGUAACCUGUUUGGUGUCCUAAAAACGUUUGUGUUGUCUGUCCCUUUGUCAAUUGCUGCUUUGGUCUUGGACAAAUUGGUGCCAAUAAAAAAACAUGACCGACUCGGUUUGUAUA